AUGGCCCGGCAGCCGGAGGAAGAGGAGACGGCGGGGGCGGCCGCCCUGACCCGCCGCUGUCCGGGCUCGCCUGGCUGGGCCGGGGCCGGGGCCGGGGCCGGGGCGCGGCGGCCGCCCCUCUGGCUGCUCUGCCUGGUCGCAUGCUGGCUCCUGGGCGCCAUGGCCGACGCCGACUUCUCCAUCCUGGACGAGGCGCAAGUGCUGGCGAGCCAGAUGCGGAGGCUGGCAGCCGAGGAGCUGGGGGUCGUCACCAUGCAGCGGAUAUUCAACUCCUUUGUUUACACUGAGAAAAUCUCAAAUGGAGAAAGUGAAGUGCAGCAGCUAGCCAAAAAAAUCCGAGAGAAGUUCAACCGCUACUUGGAUGUGGUCAAUCGGAACAAGCAAGUUGUAGAAGCAUCCUAUACGGCUCACCUCACCUCCCCGCUAACUGCGAUCCAAGACUGCUGUACUAUUCCACCUUCCAUGAUGGAAUUCGAUGGGAACUUUAAUACCAAUGUAUCCAGAACAAUUAGUUGUGAUCGACUUUCUACUACUGUUAAUAGCAGGGCCUUUAAUCCAGGACGAGACUUAAAUUCAGUUCUUGCAGACAACCUGAAAUCCAACCCUGGAAUUAAGUGGCAGUAUUUCAGUUCAGAAGAAGGAAUUUUCACUGUUUUCCCAGCACACAAGUUCCGGUGUAAGGGCAGCUAUGAACAUCGUAGUAGACCCAUCUACGUCUCUACGGUCCGACCACAGUCAAAGCACAUAGUAGUGAUCCUGGACCACGGGGCUUCAGUCACCGACACCCAGCUUCAGAUUGCCAAGGACGCUGCUCAGGUCAUCCUCAGCGCCAUCGACGAGCACGAUAAGAUUUCUGUGUUAACUGUGGCAGAUACCGUCAGAACUUGCUCGCUGGACCAGUGCUAUAAAACCUUCCUGUCUCCAGCCACCAGCGAGACAAAAAGGAAAAUGUCCACCUUCGUUAGUAGCGUCAAGUCCUCCGACAGUCCCACCCAGCACGCGGUGGGAUUUCAAAAGGCAUUUCAGCUGAUUCGAAGCACAAACAAUAACACAAAGUUCCAAGCGAAUACAGACAUGGUCAUCAUUUACCUGUCAGCUGGCAUUACAUCAAAGGACUCUUCAGAAGAAGAUAAAAAGGCAACUCUCCGAGUCAUCAAUGAAGAAAAUAGCUUUCUAAACAACUCCGUAAUGAUUCUCACCUAUGCCCUCAUGAACGAUGGGGUGACUGGUUUGAAGGAGCUGGCUUUUCUGAGGGAUCUGGCCGAACAGAACUCUGGGAAGUACGGUGUGCCGGACCGGACAGCCUUGCCUGUGAUUAAGGGCAGCAUGAUGGUACUGAACCAGUUGAGUAACUUGGAGACCACAGUCGGCAGGUUCUACACAAACCUUCCCAACCGGAUGAUUGACGAAGCUGUCUUUAGCCUCCCCUUCUCUGAUGAGAUGGGAGAUGGUUUGAUAAUGACUGUGAGUAAACCCUGUUAUUUUGGAAACCUGCUUCUGGGAAUUGUAGGGGUGGAUGUGAAUCUGGCCUACAUUCUUGAAGAUGUCACAUAUUACCAAGACUCUUUGGCUUCCUACACUUUUCUCAUAGAUGACAAAGGAUAUACACUUAUGCAUCCAUCUCUUACCAGACCAUAUUUAUUAUCAGAACCUCCCCUUCAUACUGACAUCAUACAUUACGAAAAUAUUCCAAAAUUUGAGUUGGUUCGGCAAAAUAUCCUAAGCCUCCCUCUGGGCAGCCAGAUUAUCGCAGUCCCUGUGAACUCAUCCCUGUCUUGGCACAUAAACAAGCUGAGAGAAACUGGAAAGGAGGCCUACAACGUUAGCUAUGCCUGGAAGAUGGUGAGUGUGAGGAAGUCGCUUCUGCUUGAAGAGCUACAGGAGAGCCCGACCGUCAUGCUGUCUGCUGGCAGCUUUUCCUCCCCCUACGAACACCUCAGCCAGCCAGAGACAAAGCGCAUGGUGGAGCACUACACAGCCUAUCUCAGCGACAACACCCGCCUCAUUGCCAACCCAGGCCUCAAAUUCUCUGUCAGAAAUGAAGUAAUGGCUACCAGCCACGUCACAGAUGAAUGGAUGACACAAAUGGAAAUGAGUAGCCUGAACACUUACAUUGUCCGCCGUUACAUAGCAACACCCAAUGGUGUCCUCAGAAUUUAUCCUGGUUCCCUCAUGGACAAAGCAUUUGAUCCCACUAGGAGACAAUGGUAUCUCCAUGCAGUAGCUAACCCAGGGUUGAUUUCUUUGACCGGUCCUUACUUAGAUGUUGGGGGAGCUGGCUAUGUCGUGACAAUCAGCCAUACAAUUCAUUCAUCCAGUACACAGCUGUCUUCUGGGCACACUGUGGCUGUGAUGGGCAUUGACUUCACACUUAGAUACUUCUACAAGGUUCUGAUGGACUUGUUACCAGUGUGUAACCAAGACGGUGGCAACAAAAUAAGGUGCUUCAUAAUGGAGGACAGGGGUUAUCUGGUGGCACAUCCAACUCUCAUUGACCCCAAAGGACAUGCACCUGUGGAACAGCAGCACAUCACCCACAAGGAGCCCCUGGUAGCAAACGACAUCCUCAACCAUCCCAACUUCGUAAAGAAAAACCUGUGCAACAGCUUCAGUGACAGAACAGUCCAGAGGUUUUAUAAAUUCAACACUAGCCUUGUGGGGGACUUGACGAACCUUGUACAUGGCAGCCACUGUUCCAAAUACAGACUGGCAAGGAUCCCAGGAACCAAUGCAUUUGUUGGCAUUGUCAAUGAAACAUGCGACUCUCUUGCCUUCUGUGCUUGCAGCAUGGUGGACCGACUGUGUCUCAACUGUCACAGAAUGGAACAAAACGAAUGUGAAUGUCCUUGUGAGUGCCCUCUAGAGGUCAAUGAGUGUACUGGCAACCUCACCAAUGCAGAGAACCGAAACCCAAGCUGCGAGGUCCACCAGGAGCCGGUGACAUACACAGCUAUGGACCCAGGCCUGCAGGACGCUCUUCACCAAUGUGUCAACAGCAGGUGCAGUCAGCGGAUGGAAAGUGGGGACUGUUUUGGGGUGCUGGAUUGUGAGUGGUGCAUGGUGGACAGUGAUGGAAAGACUCAUCUGGACAAAUCCUACUGUGCACCCCAGAAGGAAUGCUUCGGGGGGAUUGUGGGAGCCAAAAGUCCCUAUGUUGAUGACAUGGGAGCAAUAGGCGAUGAGGUGAUCACGUUAAACAUGAUUAAGAGCGCCCCCGUGGGCCCCGUGGCCGGAGGGAUCAUGGGGUGCAUCAUGGUCCUGGUCCUCGCCGUGUACGCCUACCGCCACCAGAUCCAUCGCCGGAGUCAUCAGCACAUGUCUCCUCUCGCUGCCCAAGAAAUGUCAGUGCGUAUGUCCAACCUGGAGAAUGACAGAGAUGAAAGGGACGACGACAGCCACGAAGACAGAGGCAUCAUCAGCAACACUCGGUUUAUAGCUGCAGUCAUCGAACGACACGCACACAGUCCAGAAAGGAGGCGGCGCUACUGGGGCCGAUCGGGAACAGAAAGUGAUCACGGUUACAGCACCAUGAGCCCACAGGAAGACAGUGAAAAUCCUCCAUGCAACAAUGAUCCCUUGUCAGCUGGGGUUGAUGUGGGGAACCACGACGAGGACUUAGACCUGGACACCCCCCCUCAGACUGCUGCCCUACUAAGUCACAAGUUCCACCACUACCGGUCACACCACCCCGCUCUUCAUCACAGCCACCACUUACAGGCAGCCGUGACGGUACACACUGUCGAUGCGGAGUGCUAACAGUCUCCUCUCCUCCACGAGAAGAUGGGAUGUGGGAGAUACAGAAUGUUCUGGAAAGAAAAAGAACCAGCUUAAAACCCACAGCAAGAGACCCCCCACCCCUUGUGUUUGUGCUUUGUCCAGAGUGGUUUAACUCAUUUCCUGCCUGUCAACAUGUUUAAAAAUGAGGGAAACAACAACAAAACUCACAUUUGUGAAGGCAUGAAGCUGGUUCUGAAAUGGAGGGGAAAUAAGCCUGAUUGAUGAACCUGCCAUAAUAUUAAUGGAACGGAACGGAAGGCGAACCUCCAAACAUAGAGACGAAACCUAUAAAUGAAGCUGAGCCAGAGGAAUGUUCCAAGGAGCCAGAAACAUUCAGCUCUCCUUAACUGGAAGAGAGAACAAUGUUCUCAACCAGAGACUGGGAACGUGGCGCAUCCAGAUAUAAACGUGUGCUUUGAAGCUUUCACUUUGUUUCUUAGCGGUACCUAGAUACCACGAUUGCUGUAUGGAACUCAUGUUAAGCUCUAAAUGAUGCAUCUCAAAAUUUCUAAGUAAAGGAUUAUUUUUCUACUAUUUAUUGAACUUUCAAACAUUCUCAAACUUUGGGGAAAAGAAAAGGAAACACAUGAGAAGUUUUCAGCAAUUAUCCCUAGCUGUUUUGUGUGUGAUGAAGUGGUUCCUUGAUUAGGAGUUCUAUUUCUUAUUUAACUGGUAUCAUCCCACUGCCCCACUCCACAAAAUGGGAAAAUGAAGAAAUCUUUCUCUCUCACUUGUUUACAUCAUUUCAUGGAAACACAUCUUUAUUUGUAAUGCAGUAUUCUUUCUCUGUGUUUGACAGAGGUAGGGAAGGGCAGAGGAAUCUGAGGCAUUUUAAAAGAAAUGUUAUGUUUCUCUAUAACUCAUUUCCACUCCCAUACAAUGCUAUUCUUAGGUUUCUACGAAACCUAAUAUUACAACUCCAGCCUUUCAGCUAAAGGAGGGUUGGAUUUAUUCUCCUUGUUUUAGAGACUUUUAAAUGUCCCAUUUUGAUUCUGAGAACAUUGAACAUAUAAGGGAAGUUUUUUUUUAAUUGCGAAAGUUUGGUUCCUAAUUAAAGAUUUCUUUUGAAAUCAUAGUUAAAAGCUGCUGCCGGUUAUCCAAGGAGUUAUUCACCAAAACUGCUUUGUGAUUUAUAUGGAGAUUAAUCAAAUCUGGCUACUGUAACAUGGGGCAUCGUAAUUUUAAAGUAGUGUUCUAAUUACAGUGAUGUAUUUUAGAUUCACAUUUUGUGAUUCAAAUAUGUUAUAAAGACAUUCUUGCACCGUGUGUGUUAAAUCUCCAUUUAUAUGUAGUUGGAAAAAAUUCACUGAAUAAUGUUUUAAUGAUAGGGUAUUAUGAUACAAUGUAAAAAAAAAUUGGUUCUUCAGCAGUACAGAAAGUAAACUAUAUACGUGCUAUCAGGAAACCCCUUCAUACUGUGUAUAAAAUUGCAGUCUAGUGAAAUAAACUGUAUGCAA
Molecule: messenger RNA, 5234 nt
Organism: Propithecus coquereli (Coquerel's sifaka)
Lineage: Eukaryota; Metazoa; Chordata; Mammalia; Primates; Indriidae
Gene: CACHD1
Product: cache domain containing 1
Exons: 26
Coding region: 1-3756 (1251 amino acids)
Cellular component (GO): voltage-gated calcium channel complex
Molecular function (GO): voltage-gated calcium channel activity
Source: RefSeq, a predicted model, not a curated record